GCUCCGCAACUCCGGAUGUCCCACGCCUUGACCGCGUCUCCUCGUAUUCAACGAGAGCAAGCAUAAAUAGCUUGGAAGAUUUCCCCGAUUGCAAAAAAAAUAAAAAUAAAAAUAAACAAGGAACAGAAGCACAAAGCAACAAUAUCCAGCACCUUUCAGACAGAACACAUCUUUCUUUUCCUCCCCUUCACAAUUUUACUCCAUCGGAAACAUGCCUGCCCGCAAAGCCCUAAUUGCAGUAACCUCCGCCACCGCCACUCUAUUUAACGGCAAGGAGCGCACCGGCCUCUUCAUUAGUGAGGCCCUGCACCCCUACCGCGCCCUCGUGGCGGCCGGAUUUGAGGUCGAUCUGGCCUCGGAGACCGGCAGCUACACGGCGGACUGGCUCUCGCAGCAACCCGACUUCCUGCACGGCGAGGACCUGGCCAUCUGGAACGACGUGGACAGCGAGUUCCGACAGAAGCUCGACCACAUGCGGCCCGCCGCCGAGAUCCUCGCCGACUCAGCGGCCGAGUAUGGGCUAUUCUACGCCUCCGCGGGCCACGCCGCGCUGAUCGACUACCCCACCGCUCGCGCGCUGCAGCAGAUCGCCGAGCAGGUGUGGGCGGCCGGCGGCGUGGUGGCCUCCGUCUGCCACGGGCCCGCUAUCUUUGCGGACCUGCGCGACCGGGCGACAGGUACCCCGAUCAUCCAGGGGCGGAAAAUCACGGGGUUCACGACUGAAGCCGAGGAGACGAUGGGGGUCAUGGCGGACUUGCGCGGGCUCGGAGCGGAGAUGGUGGAGGAGCUGGCGCAGCGGUUAGGGGCGAAGUAUGAACGAUCCGCGGGCAUCUGGGAUGAUUUCCACGUGGUGGACGGGCGGCUGGUGACAGGGCAGAACCCGGCGAGUGCGACGUCGACCGCCCUAGCUGCUAUUGAAGUAUUUGAUAAACUGUAGUUUCUGGUUCAUGUGUAUACGAGAUUGUCUUUUGUUAUUCGGUUUUGUGUUGCGUGCUGGGAUCUGACCUGCGGAGCUUCGCAGAGAUUUCUUGUCGAUUUGUGAACCUCGGUAGUAAUGUUUUCAAGUUUUUGUCGAAUCUUUGGGUCUACUUCCAGUCACUGGUGUAUCGCUUAUGCCUAGAUGAGAGAAUCCUUCACCGCACCAGUUAGACUGACC
Aspergillus fijiensis CBS 313.89 is the source of this 1156-nucleotide messenger RNA. RefSeq names its product class I glutamine amidotransferase-like protein. Lineage: Eukaryota; Fungi; Ascomycota; Eurotiomycetes; Eurotiales; Aspergillaceae. Gene Ontology annotation, molecular function: glyoxalase III activity. Bases 212 to 937 code for a protein of 241 amino acids. The transcript is spliced from 2 exons. The record is from RefSeq and is a predicted model, not a curated record.